AUGGCGCUGGAGCGGGCGCUGCUGGCGGCGCGUCAGGGAGACGUGGAGGCGCUCCGGGGGCUGCGGGCGGCCGGGCUGCUGCGGCCGGGGCUGCGGGACGCGCUGGGCGCCUCCCCCGCGCACCACGCCGCCCGCGCCGGCCGCCUCGCCUGCCUGCGCUUCCUGGCGGCUGAGGCCGCUCUGCGCGGGGACGCGCGGGCCCGCAACGGGGCCACACCGGCCCACGACGCCGCCGCCACCGGCAACCUGGCCUGUCUGCAGUGGCUGCUCACGCAGGGGGGCUGCGGCGUGCAGGAUACAGACAACUCCGGUGCCACCGUCCUACACCUGGCAGCCCGCUUCGGUCACCACGAGGUGAUCGAGUGGCUCCUCCGCUUCGGAGGCAGCGACCCCACAGCAGCCACCAACACGGGAGCGCUGCCCGUCCACUACGCCGCGGCCAAAGGGGAUUUCCCUUCCCUGCGACUCCUCUUGGGACACUGCCCCAGCACGCUGAGUGCCCAGACCAAGACGGGGGCCACCCCGCUGUACCUCGCCUGCCAGGAGGGCCACCUGGAGAUCAUCCAGUACCUGGUGCAGGACUGCGGGGCCGAUCCCCACGCGUGUGCCCAUGACGGCAUGACCCCGCUGCACGCUGCCGCACAGAUGGGCCAUAACACCGUCAUCGUCUGGCUGAUGAGCUUCACAUCGGUGAGCCUGUCGGAGCGGGACGCCGAGGGCGCCACGGCCAUGCACUUCGCCGCCAGCCGCGGCCAUGCCAAAGUGCUGAGCUGGCUGCUGCUGCAUGGCGGGGAGAUCACCGCGGACGGCUGGGGCGGCACGCCGCUGCACGACGCCGCCGAGAACGGAGAGCUGGAGUGCUGCCAGAUCCUGGUGGUGAACGGCGCCGACCUCAGCAUCCGCGACCAGGACGGCUACACUGCGGCCGACCUCGCCGAGUACAACGGCCACAGCCACUGCGCGCAGUACCUGCGCACGGUGGAGAACAUGAGCGUGGAGCACCGCGUGCUGUCGCGGGACCCCUCUGCGGAUGGGGAGUGCCGGCAGCCGGACUCGGGCAUGUCCUCACCCAACACCACGGCGUCGGCGCCCCAGGCGCGCUUCGAGGUGGGCUCCCCCACCAGCACCCUCUCCAACUACGACUCCUGCCACUCCAGCCAGUCCAGCACCGGCGACAAGAGGGGCGGCCCCCCGGGGGCCCCCGCCUCCCGGGUGCCCGAGCCGGCGCUGGCGGACAUGCAGGCGUACAUGGACAUGCUGGACCCCGAGACGCGGCCGCGGGGACGGGGGCCCGCAGGGGAGGGUUCCCCCCCACCGCCGCCCCCCACAUUCCCCCCACCCCCCCCACCCCCCCCCGGGUACCCCGCUCCUGCGCCCCCCGCCGCGCCCCACACCGCAGACAUCUACGUGCGGGCCAAGAACAACCUGCGGCACGUGGAGAGCCAGGCGCUGCGCCGAGAGUUGGCAUCACGUGAGAGCAGCCCCGAGGGCCUGCGCAGGGUCGACUCCAGCCGGCGGUCGAGGAACUUUGGCAAGCAGCCGAGCACCGGCGACUACUACAAGCACCUGGGGCACGGUGCAGCCGAGCAGCCCGGCCCCCGGCGGAUGGCGCACAGCGAGGAGGUGAGACCGGGGCCCUGCCGCGAGCCUGCGCGUGGCUCAGCACCACCGGCACCGCUCGACGCCUGCCCCUGCUCUCCUCCAGGCAUCGCCCAUCUCAGCGGACACCAUGCCAAUGGGGAGAGCAAGCCCGGUGCCGAGCUGCCGCCACCGCCGCCACCGCCACCACUGCCCGAUGCCGCCUGCCCCACGGCUCCACCGCCACCAGCGAUGGCCGAGACCCCCGCCGGUGCGCGCCGCUCGUCCUCCUCCACGGGAAGCACCAAGUCCUUCAACAUGAUGUCCCCCACCGGUGACAACUCGGAGCUGCUGGCCGAGAUCAAGGCUGGGAAGAGCCUCAAGCCGACGCCACAGAGCAAAGGCUUCACCACCGUCUUCUCCGGCAGCGGCCAGGCAGGGGCCAACGCAGAGUCGCCGGUGUCCUCCCCAUCACCCACCAGGACGCCCACCCCACCGGCCACCCCUGAGGCCACCGGGCCACCGCGCUGCCUGGCAGGCAGCUCCCCGGAGCCGGUGCUCAAUGGGAGCUCGCCGGUGCCGGCGGCAGGCGCCGGGGCAGCGGUGGAGGCGGAGGCGCUGGUGCCGAGCCACGAUGAGCAGGGCCGGCCCAUUCCCGAGUGGAAGCGGCAGGUGAUGGUGCGCAAGCUGCAGCUCCGCAUGCAGGAGGAAGAGGAGCAGCGCCGCAAGGAGCAGGAGGAGGAGGCGCGCCUGGCCAGCAUGCCGGCCUGGAGGAGGGACAUCCUGCGCAAGAAGCUGGAGGAGGAGAGGGAGCAGAAACGGAAAGAGCAGGAGAAGCUGAAGCGGGAGGAGGAGGAAAAGGAGAAGGAGCAGUCGGAAAAGCUAAGGACUCUCGGGUACGAUGAGACAAAGCUGGCACCCUGGCAGCGGCAGAUCAUCCUCAAGAAGGGGGACAUAGCCAAGCACUAGCCACGCCAUGCCGUGCCCUGGCUCUUCGUGGUGGGAGGAGGCCAGCAGGUCCCACCAUGGACCAGGACGCCCUCGGCACCCUCCUCCCGCCGCGGACGGCCCCAUAGCCCGACCCGGAGGAGCCCCUGCUGCCAUCCAUAGCCCCGUCCCGCUGCCACCAGCCCACAGCCACCCCGUGCUGCCCUGUGCACAGCGAGCUGCCACGGCACAGGGCACCCGGCUCCUUGUGUGCUGCCCGGCAUGACCAUGGCGCCCGGGUUGGCUGCGCUGCCGGCUCCCCACUGGCACUGCUCGCCGCUGCGGCUGCAGCAUCUUCGGCUCCAGUCCUGCCCCUCCCGCCUCCGGAGCUGCUCCAGGCCGGCUCCCAGCUCCCCUCGCCCCGGCCCGCCUGCCUUCCCAGCCAUUAAACCGAUAAACCCC
This is a messenger RNA of Neopsephotus bourkii (Bourke's parrot), 2967 nucleotides long. RefSeq names its product espin (gene ESPN). Lineage: Eukaryota; Metazoa; Chordata; Aves; Psittaciformes; Psittacidae. Gene Ontology annotation, molecular function: actin filament binding. Gene Ontology annotation, cellular component: cytoplasm. Gene Ontology annotation, biological process: actin filament bundle assembly. The record is from RefSeq and is a predicted model, not a curated record.